AACUCCAGGCUGAAGGAAAUCACACAUCAACAGAAUCUGUCAGGUUGGUGGGAGGAGACAGUCGCUGUGCAGGAACACUGGAGAUGAAACAUGAAGGAGACUGGAGACCAGUAGAUGACUCUGACUGGAGCCUGAAGACAGCAGAUGUUGCCUGCAGAGUUCUGGACUGUGGCUCUGCUGUUUCUGUCAGACAGAGAAAGAAGACCUCAGAGAGAUCUGUGUGGAGGAUCAACUCUUACUGUGUUCUGUAUAGAUCUGCUCUGAGAGAUUGUUUAACAUCAUCUUCCUCUUCCUCCGUCCUGGAUCUCAUCUGCUCAGACUCUGUCAGGCUGGUGAAUGGGACGAGUCUGUGCUCAGGCAGACUGGAGGUGAAGUCCAACCAGUCUAACCAGUCUAACCAGUCUAACCAGUGGUGGUCCUCAGUGUGUGAAGAUGACUUUGACCAGCAGGAUGCAGAGGUGGUCUGUAGGGAGCUUGGCUGUGGGGCUCCUUCAGUCCUCCAGGGGGCGCUCUAUGGAGAAGUGGAGGCUCCAAUGUGGACCAAAGAGUUCCAGUGUGGAGGCAAUGAGUCUGCUCUCCUGGACUGUAGAAGCUCAGGCUCAGAUAGAAACACCUGCUCACCUGGCAAAGCUGUUGGACUCACCUGCUCAGAACCUGUCAGGUUGGUGGGAGGAGACAGUCGCUGUGCAGGAACACUGGAGGUGAAACUGGGAGACUGGAGACCAGUAUAUGACUAUAACUGGAGCCUGAAGAGAGCAGAUGUUGCCUGUAGAGAUCUGGACUGUGGCUCUGCUGUUUCUAUCAGAAGGAGAAAGGCGUCCUCAAAGAGAUCUGUGUGGUGGAUCAACUCUUACUGUGUUCUGUCUGGAUCUGCUCUGAGAGAGUGUUUAAAAUCAUUUUCCUCUUCCUUCAUCGUGGAUCUCACCUGCUCAGGUAAGCCCAUCAGUGACAUCAUCUCUGACAGCAAUGUUUCCAGGAUGUUCCUUCCUCUGUCACAGUGACAGUCAGUGGGUUUCCAUUGGACUGAACUGUAAAGUUAAUCAGGACAACGACAUCCUGAAGUGUAGAGAGGUGGGCUGGUUUCUGGAAGCUUCA
Molecule: messenger RNA, 1095 nt
Organism: Anarrhichthys ocellatus (wolf-eel)
Lineage: Eukaryota; Metazoa; Chordata; Actinopteri; Perciformes; Anarhichadidae
Product: scavenger receptor cysteine-rich type 1 protein M130-like
Exons: 4
Biological process (GO): zymogen activation
Cellular component (GO): plasma membrane
Molecular function (GO): serine-type endopeptidase activity
Source: RefSeq, a predicted model, not a curated record